CAUUCAUUGGAAUGCGGCGGGGUGUUGAGGAGAGGCAAUAAUGGCCGUGACAGCCUCCUACCGGGUCUAAGCUACAUCAGAAGUUGACCUUCUUUCCUCUCCUCUCUCAACUCUGGGUGGUUUUUCACGAUCCCGCAGCCUGACUUCACGUCUCUCCUUCACUCCCAGUUCAUUACCCUAGGAUAUAUACAGUUAAUUACGUAUUAAGAAUGACAAGCAACAGCAGCAACGGGGUGAGGAGGAAGUAAAGGAGCAACAGGAUGUUUCACCAGACAUGUUGAUCAAGCAUCCAUUACAGAACACAUGGACAUUAUGGUUUUUUAAGAUAGAGAACAACAGAACUUGGGAAGACUGUCAGAUGGAAAUAUCCAGCUUCAAUACAAUUGAAGACUUUUGGGCGUUAUACAAUCACAUUGAACCUGCUUCUCAUUUGAAAGUUGGGUGUGAUUACUCCAUGUUUAAGCAGGGUAUAAAACCCAUGUGGGAAGAUGAGCAUAAUUGUCGAGGAGGUCGCUGGCUCAUUAAUCUCAACAAACAGCAGCGCGCUUCAGAGCUGGAUAAUUUUUGGAUGGAGGUGCUGCUGUUGAUGGUUGGUGAAGCAUUCGAGGAUCACAGUGAUGAAGUUUGCGGUGCAGUUGUAAACGUACGUAGCAAAGGAGAUAAAAUAGGCGUGUGGACUGCAGAUGCUAAGAAAAAUGAGAGUAUUCUUAAAAUUGGGCAUGUUCUGAAGGAGCGCCUAAACAUCCCUCGGCAUGUGAGCAUUGGUUUUCAAGCUCAUACAGACACAAUGGUUAAGUCUGGAUCUACAGCCAAGAACAGGUUUACUGUCUGACCCCCACAAUGUUACAUAGCCUCCAGUCUUAUACAUGUUUUACAGGCAUGAUAAUCAGAUUCUGUGCUGAGCUACUUCACAUUUGUGGUGAUGAGUUUAUUUUGCAAUUGAAAUAUAGGAAGAGGUGGCAUUUCCAGAUGAGCAUGACAUUUUCCAUAUUAGAAGAUGCUGCAAUACUAAAUGGCUACCUUGAUUUACUGUAUUUAGUGUGAAAGCAAUUUGGAUAUUUGGCACUGAAUGGUUUACAAGUUUAUAUUAUAUAUAAAGCAUUAAAUUGCUUUGCUGUUGAGAUGCUUCAUUUCCAUUAUCAAAAAUUCAGAAAUUUAAUGGUCUGCAGUUAAAAUGCAAAGUCAGUCCAAUGUAGUACUAGUUGUGAAGCUCUGUAAAAAAAAAAUUAAAAAAUGAACUGAUAAAUUGGAAAAAAAGAAAAGCAGUUAUAAUUUUUCUGAACUUUGCAUAACUUCAUACUUAUGCACUUGCUCAUGUUAAUUGUUGCCUUGUUUAUUAAAAGCAAUGAUAUUAAAUGUUUGCUUUCUUUGAUAUUUACUCAGUUAUUAUAAUUUUACUCAUAUAGUGGGUGGUUUAUAAUUUUGCAAUAAAUUGUCAACCAUAUCUGAAUUUCAAAAUUCAUUUUUUCUUAAUGGAGGAGGGGAGGGGGGGAAGAGGGUUUGGGUGAACAAAAAAUUUUAUUAUUCAUUUCACCCCCUCCUGUUUUUUUUUUUUUUUUUUUUUCUUCUCUUUUCUUUUCUUUUUUUUUUUAUCAUCUCUGUAAAGGUGAAGUGUAAAUGAAAUGUACCUGCAUUGUGCUGUGUAAUGUAGUGGAACUGAGUAAUAUAUAAUGAGGUGACGAGUGCAGUGUGUAAGCUUUCCUGUUAUUCGAGCCCUGCAGUGAGUUGGUAGCGUCGUGUAGAAACUUUUCUUUUGGUUGGAAGAAAAUCACUGGUAGUUGGAACAUUACUAAGAGUUUCGUCAAAGGAACGAUGGCUAUUGUAUAAGAUGCACCGAAAGUUAAUGCACAUUAAUAUUUUGUUCCAUUUCCAGAGAUUUACAUACGAUGUGAUUAUUGCUCCUCGGUUGGCUUCUGUUAACUUUGCUACCUUAUUGCCUAUAACUUUGUAUUAAAUGCUGGUUGGCUUAUGACUCAGUCUAGUACCAUCUAAAGUUAGGAGCCUUCUUUCAACUAAUAUACCUCUGAUAAUCCUUUUGAAGGUCUUAUGACAUUUUGCAGAAUUCUAAGUUUGUAUAUAAAGUUCUUGAAUAAUAAAGAAUCUGUACUUGUGACACUGCAUUAAAUUGAUACGAUGAAAUUAGUCACCACUGGUGGUAAACCAGCAUAGUGAGAACUUUCAGUGGAGCCAAACUUGGGGUAAGUCACUGUGAAUGGUACAGUGUAGAAUGCAGCACCUAUUGUUAGGAAAAGAGUGAAACCUGUGUGGAGGUCAUGCAGUGGGACAUUCAGUAACAACAAAAAAACCUCCCUUUUAAUGGUUUUACAUCUUUAACUACAGGUGUCUCGUUAAAAUAACUGUUAAAUUCUGUGAUAGACCUUAAUUUUAUUACAUGUACAUAUAAAAAGUUUUCAAGUUUGCUCUUUGGAGUUAUCUUUUGAGGCAGAAUGCUUUAGUUACCUAUAUUUAUUUCUUAUUUGUAUGCAAGCACUGGAGUUUAAUAAUUUUGACUAAUUUUCUUGUAAAUGCAGCUGCAGAGUCACUGAGCUUGAUGAAAUUCCAAUAAAUUGAUACAGUAUUUGCAUACCUAUUUAAUGACAGAAUAGUCAAAAGGCCAAGUUACAACUGAGAAUUCAGUCGUGUCUGACAUAUCAGUGUGCCUAUGGUAGGGGGGGUACAGUAUUGUAGCAAGGGUUUUGUAUGCGGUACUAAAGACAUGUAGGUAUGUUGAAUAUGUAAACUUGGUACUUUAAAAAAAAUAUAUUGGCUUGAUUAAAAUUGCAUUCUGGAAUGGUGAAUUUUAAAAAAAGCUUGAUGUGGUUAAUCAUUUCAUUGUAAUUUUUCAGUUUUAUGACUUAUUGUUGCUCAUUUUUCAUAAGUAAGUGGUUUACUGGUUCUUCAAAAAUAGUUUGAGAAUUACCCAGUUGUGGGUCCAUUUCAAGCUUUACUUAAAUACAUAUUUUGUAACUUUAUGAUCUGAUAAUUAGUUGCCCUACACUCAAAUUGUAAUGAACAGACUGUGGGUCAACUAGUGAGAAUCUGAUCGGAGUAUAGUAACAUACAUAAGGGACCCAUAACUAGGACUUUUCUUUUUCCCAAGCCUUAUAAACUGUGACUGACUUGGAAAGCAUUUGAUGUUAUUUGUCAAUUUAUUAAGAAUUUCUGAAGGUACUGCUAUUUCUUACAAAAUGUUAAAAUUAAAAAAAUGUAUAAUUCUAGAUAUCCUUUUCUAAUAAAUUUAAGUGUUAA
Messenger RNA from Cherax quadricarinatus, 3249 nucleotides. RefSeq names its product eukaryotic translation initiation factor 4E-1A. The record is from RefSeq and is a predicted model, not a curated record. Gene Ontology annotation, molecular function: translation initiation factor activity; RNA 7-methylguanosine cap binding. Gene Ontology annotation, cellular component: cytoplasm; eukaryotic translation initiation factor 4F complex. Gene Ontology annotation, biological process: translational initiation. NCBI's taxonomy places the organism in Eukaryota, Metazoa, Arthropoda, Malacostraca, Decapoda, Parastacidae.